Messenger RNA from Gracilinanus agilis (Agile Gracile Mouse Opossum), 2576 nucleotides. It is a transcript of the gene NTN3, whose product is annotated as netrin 3. Bases 436 to 2190 code for a protein of 584 amino acids. Lineage: Eukaryota; Metazoa; Chordata; Mammalia; Didelphimorphia; Didelphidae. The transcript is spliced from 6 exons. The record is from RefSeq and is a predicted model, not a curated record. Gene Ontology annotation, molecular function: protein binding.
UUCUGCCUUGCUGUGUCUGUUUCCCUGUGUCUCUGUGCUUCUGACUGUUCCUCUCCUCUCCCCGGGUCCGUCUCUCUUGCUGUGUCUGUCUUUCUCCCUAGGUUUCUUGUGUCUCCAUUUGUCCCUUCGUUACCUCUCUCCCCUUGGUUUUGCCUCUUCAUUACAGUGUCUCUUUCUCCUCUCUCUUGGCUUGCUGCAUUUCUCUAUUUCUGCCUUCGGCUUGCCGAGUCUCAAUUUGUUUUUGUCUUUUUGUCUGUCUAUAUAUCUCUGUCCUCGUCUGCCCCCUCCCCAAUCUCCCCACCCACCCACAUUCACUGUCUUGUCAGUAUGAAGCUCCUAUCCAGUUUCCACGGACUGCGACCUAGGAGGGUGUACCUGAUAUAGGGAGCCCCUCUCCUCUGACCUCCCCCUCUAACCUCCUUCCUAGCCCUGAUCAUGUCCUGCCCACUCAGCCAGACCCCCUUGGGGACCAGGACCAUGCUGGGCCAAAUGUUGUGGCUCUUGCUGGCUGCCUGGAUGCUGGCUCCAGUGUUGAGUGCUAGCCCACAGGUCCCAACAGACCCCUGCUAUGAUGAGGCAGGAGCCCCACAGCGCUGUAUACCAGAAUUUGUUAAUGCAGCCCUGGGGCGGGAGGUGCAGGCUUCCAGCACAGACCCCCGGCAGGCCCACCCCACAGCCUUCCUGACAGAUGCAAGUGCAGCCGCUGACCGUACCUGCUGGCGCUCAGAGACACUGACUCGGACACCAUUAAAUGUGACACUGACUCUACCUCUGGGCAAGGCCUUUGAGGUAGUCUACGUGAGUCUGCACUUCUGCUCCUCAAGGCCCGACUCUGCAGCUGUCUUCAAGUCCCAGGAUCACGGUCGAAGCUGGUCACCACUACGUUUCUUCUCUUCACAGUGUAACCGAGUAUACGGUAGGCCAAGCCGAGCUAUGGGACAGGCCCCUGCCCAGGCCUCUUUGGGCUCCAUAGUUCCUCGAGGUCCUGAAGCACUUUGUUCUGAGCCUCCACCAAGAACUGGUCCCCUUCUAGCCUUCAGCAUGCAGGAUGGGCUCCCACCUGGCCAGGACUUGGACUCUAGUCCUGUGCUCCAGGACUGGGUCACAGCCACAGACAUCCGUGUGGUGCUCACCAGGCCAGUGGGACCAAGGGCUACAGAGGGUGGGGUUGUGGCACCCUAUGUUUACUCGGUGGGCGAACUCCAGGUGGGUGGGCGCUGCAAAUGCAAUGGACAUGCAUCUCGAUGUGUGGUGGACACCCAGGGCCGGCUGGUGUGUGACUGUAGGCAUGGCACUGAAGGCCCGGAUUGUGAGCGAUGCAAGCCUUUCUACUGCGACCGGCCCUGGCAGCGGGCCACCGCCCAUGAGGCACACGCCUGUCUGGCCUGUUCCUGUAAUGGCCAUGCUCGUCGAUGCCGCUUCAACAUGGAGUUGUACAGAUUGUCCGGGCGGCGUAGUGGGGGUGUUUGCCUCAAUUGCCGACAUAAUACAGCAGGGCGACACUGCCACUACUGUCGUGAAGGUUUCUACCGUGACCAAACCCGGGUCCUGAGCCACCGGCGUGCCUGCAAGGCCUGUGACUGUCACCCUGUUGGAGCUGCUGGCAAAACCUGCAAUCAGACAACUGGUCAGUGCCCAUGCAAGGAUGGGGUGACAGGCCUUACCUGCAACCGUUGUGCCCCUGGCUUCCAGCAGAGUCGUUCACCUGUAGCACCAUGUGUCAAAAUUCCAGCUAUGGUACCCACAGGAGUGACCAGCACUGUGGCCCCUGAGGAUUGUGACUCUCAUUGCAAACCAGCCAGAGGGAGCUACAGGAUCAACCUGAAGAAAUAUUGUGGAAAAGACUAUGCGGUGCAGGUGGCAGUGGGUUCGGCUGAGGCGGUUGGUGCGUGGACGCGCUUCUCCGUGGCCGUGGUGUCCGUAUACAAGAGCGGUGAAGAACGCGCGAGGCGCGGGGAGAGCGUCCUGUGGGUUCCUGCGCGGGACCUGGCGUGUCGCUGCCCACGCGUGCACCCGGGGCACAGUUACUUGAUCCUGGGCGGGACAGGAUCAGGAGCUGGUGUCGGGGAGCGGGCGGGACUUACCGCCGGGCGGGGCAGUCUGGUUAUCCCCUGGCGGGAUGCUUGGGCUCGGCGGCUGCGGAAAUUGCAGCGGCGGGAGCGGCAGGGACGCUGUGGAGGGGCCGCGUGACAGGGAAGGAAGGGAGGGCAUCAAAGUAGGGUCACGGGUGAGGAGGGGCGCCGCUUGGAAACGUUUAAGUAAGCAGGCAAGCAUGUGAGGGCACAGAAUAGGAGAACAGGGAAGGAGAGGUAAUAAGAGUUCGAGGUCCUGGGACAAUGGGCCAGGACCUUGGAGAGAGAGAGCCCUCACCCGGAAACCCUGCCUGUAAAUACUGUAAAUACCUCGACCGCCGGCGGUCUUGGUCCCGCUGUGUGGUCCUUCUUAUGUAUCUGUCCUUGAGUCAUUGUAUUGAGAUCUGUAUCACUGUAUCAGUAGCUGUAUCACUUUAUGUAUAGCUAUAUUGCUGUAUCCAUUGCUGUACUGAUCCCUGUAUCGAUGUAUCCAUCGCCAUGUCA